AUGGCACACGAACUACUGCGCACCAGUUUGAUGCUUUAUAUUGCUUUAACGAGUUUUGUGCUUGGCGCUGUGGAUGAAACCCGAAGUAAUAUUUUUAACGUGCUUGACUAUGGCGCCUUUGCAGAUGGCCAGCACGAUGAUUCCGAAGGCCCCUGCAAGUCGAGAUCUGUUCAAAUUAAGUUUUUUGGAACUAUCAUUGCUCCUGCGUAUAUAAGUGGAUGGACUGGUUGUGUUGGAAAUAGCUGGCUACUAUUUUCAAACGUGGACAACCUCAUGAUCAAUGGAUCGGGAAAGAUUGAUGGCCAGGGUGAAAAUUGGUGGAAUAAACCAAAGGAACACCACAAACACAAAGAAAUAAUCAGAUACCAGUCUCUCGAUUUUCAGGGUAAAGGAAACUGCUAUAGUCCUACAGCUUUACGGCUCAGUAACUGCUCUAAUCUUCAUCUUAGGGGACUUACUCAUGUUAAUAGCCCAAGAAGCCAUAUUUAUAUCAGUAACAGUGAAAAUGUAACUCUCACUCAUCUCAAUAUAACUGCACCUGAAUCAAGCCCUAACACUGAUGGAAUUGAUCUCUCAAGCUCAAAAAAUGUGAGCAUCCAUGAAAGUACCAUUGCAACUGGGGAUGACUGCAUUGCUAUCAAGGGAAAUUGUUCCAAGAUCAAUAUUACAGGGAUUAUGUGUGGCCCAGGGCAUGGUAUAAGCGUGGGAAGCCUUGGAGCACAAGGAGCGUUUGAAACAGUUGAAGAAGUGUUCGUGGGAAAUUGUACCCUCACAGAGUCCAUGUAUGGAGCAAGGAUCAAGACCUGGCAGGGAGGUUCAGGGUACGCCAGGAACAUCCAUUUCCAAAACAUCCAUCUUAGGGAAGCCAAAAAUCCGAUCAUCAUCGACCAAUUUUACUGCAAUGGUCGACACGAUUGCAAAAAUUCGACGGAGGCAGUGUCAGUGAGCAAUGUUACAUAUUUUGGUGUGAGGGGAACUAGUGCUAGGAAGGAUGCAAUCACAUUGAAGUGUGCAAGUACAAAUUGCACCAACAUUUCAAUGAACAAGAUUAACAUUUCAUCAUGGGACUAUGGAAGUGAGGUUUCUGCUUAUUGUCUGAAUGCAAAAGGAACAUCAAGCUGCUCCACACCUACUGUGCCUUGCCUGAACGGUGUUUGCGAGGGUGGAGGACCUACAUCUAGUUUUGGCAUUGGAUACGGGCAAAAUGGUACUUAUAAUGUGUUUGAUUUUGGUGCAUCUGGAGAUGGCGUCGCAGAUGAUUCACAAGCAUGGCAAAGAGCAUGUGGAACUCCAGGAUCUUCACAAACCCUAAGCAUCCCACAAGGGAAAACCUACUUACUCAACCCUCUCAGAUUUUUGGGUCCUUGCAAGUCCAACAAUGUUCAAAUUCAGGUUGACGGGAAUAUUGUGGGUCCUUCCGAUCCUAAUGUAUGGACAACGGCGUGCGAAUCUGGAUGCUGGUUAUGCUUCGAAGACGUGAAGGGUCUGAUCAUCAAGGGAAGCGGACAUGUAAAUGGGAAGGGUGCAAUUUGGUGGAACCAAGAGGAUAAGUUUCAUUGCAAAGCACCAUCGGUAAUAUACCUUUUUACUUCUCAGGACAGCCCAAGAAAUCAUAUCAUGAUCCAUCAAUGCACUGGUGUACAUAUAUCAAAUGUCCACCAUGCACCUGAAAAUAGCCCCAACACUGAUGGCAUUGACAUCAGUUGGUCAAGUCAAAUAGAUAUACGUGACUCUUCCGUUGGAACCGGUGAUGACUGCAUUGCAAUUAAGGGUGGCUCUUCUUUUGUAUACAUAACAAAUGUGGCAUGUGGACCAGGUCACGGUAUUAGUGUGGGAAGCUUAGGACAAGGUGGAGCUGAUGAUAGAGUUGAACAAGUGCAUGUUCAACAUUGUACCUUCACCGAUACUCAAAAUGGUGCAAGAAUCAAGACUUGGAAGGGAGGAUAUGGUGCAAUUUUAGAUGAAUUGAUACAAUUCCAAUACGUCAUGGCUAUAAACAUGAGUGACGUGACUUACACUGGCUUCCAAGGAACUUCAGCGAGUGAACAAGCUAUAACACUGGAUUGCGGUAGCGUGGGUUGCACCAACAUUGUAAUGGAUCUUGUCAACCUAACUUCGGCUGUGCCUUGA
Pyrus x bretschneideri (Chinese white pear) is the source of this 2130-nucleotide messenger RNA. RefSeq names its product probable polygalacturonase At3g15720. The record is from RefSeq and is a predicted model, not a curated record. Lineage: Eukaryota; Viridiplantae; Streptophyta; Magnoliopsida; Rosales; Rosaceae. Gene Ontology annotation, molecular function: polygalacturonase activity. Gene Ontology annotation, biological process: carbohydrate metabolic process.